ACUGUCUGGAGUCAACCUUUUUUUUAUGCAUUAUCUUUUGUACUAAAUCACAUUUUGAGUGAAUAUUUGUGUGUGUGUGUGUGUGUGUGUGUGUGUGUGUGUGUGUGUGUGUGCAAUUUUGAAAACCCCUUGACACAUACUGUAAACUGUACAUAUAUCUUAGUGGUGAACUAUAAAUUAGAACUUGUUCUGUUAAAAUAAUGCUUGUAUAAAUACUAGCGUUAUGUGAACUUACCCACAGGCAGAUAAACUACUCCCUCCAGACUAGUAUAAGCAGUUCAGAAGCACAUUUAGGUCUUAUGACAUACCCAAGAACUAUGCUAUAUGUACUGUAUAGAAAACACACAUAAUCCAGAAGCUCAGCGUUGAUCAGCUGGGACUGUACUAAGUCUUAAAAAGAAAGAAAGAAAGAAAGAAAGAAAGAAAGAAAGAAAGAAAGAAAAUGAGCCAAUUAUAUUGACCAUGAUCACCAGAUAGUGGUGGAUGAACUACACAACCAUAGCCUGGAAGUAUUAUAAUGAAAGAGAAUGCACAGUACUUAAUAUUAUUUCAGUUUUGGGUUGCAGUAGUAAGGACAGCUGUGUCAGUUGAAGUACAAUAUGGAACAAAAGAAAAAAAAAGAAAAAAGAAAAACAUGCAUGAGUACACUGGCCAGUUCUGCAGUGUGACACUGUAAUGCUCAGAGCAGCUGGCGAACAGAGCAGCAGCCCUGGGAUUUGCUAAUGGCAGGGUGGUUUGACAACCAACCCAACGGCCAAAGCUCCAGAACACCCCUAGGGGGCGGGGCUUUAGAGUAAGACCCGCCCUCAGUGCAUUUGGCUGAGCUUUUUAUUGGCGCUACUGUGCGUGUGGCACGAUUACGUUCGUGUUGUGCGCAAAUCAGAGGAAACGCAUGCCACAGCAUAUUGUUAACACUCUGAAUGAGAAACAAGAGCAUUUCAGAUGAAUGAAAACAUGGGAAAAAAGUCAUUUUUAAAAUGCAUUAAAAAACGCAUUAAAAAAAACGUGUUAUCCAACUUUAAGGAAUGUCUGGCAUGAUGUGAAUAAGUACAGGCUUCAACGUGACUGGGACGUUUUCAGAGUAGGACGCAAGAUAUUCACUGGAGAAGUGCGUGUGUGUGUGUGAAUGUGUGUGUGUGUGAGAGAGAGAGAGCGUGACUGUGUGUGUGUGAGAGAGAGUGUGUGAGAGAGACAGAGUGAGAGAGACAGAGAGAGGGUGAGAGAGUGAGCGUGAGUGUGUGAGAGAGACAGAGAGAGAGAGAGAGUGUGUGUGAGACAGAGAGAGCGUGAGUGUGUGUGUGAGAGAGAGACAGAGAGUGAGAGACAGCGAGACAGACAGAGAGAGUGUGUGAGAGAGAGACAUACAGAGAAAGGGUGAGAAAGAGAGAGAGAGAGAGAGAGUGUGAGAGAGAGAGAGACAGAGAGAGAGAGAGAGACAGACAGCGAGAGAAAGAGAGAGAGAGACAGACAGAGAGAGAGAGACGUGUAGAUGAUGAGCUCUGUCCAGCAGUAAAGGUGUCGGUGAGAGAAAGGUCUGGAGACUCGAGUGUGAGUAGCGGUGUAGGGGAGAAAGAGGAGCAGUGCUACACUGCGCAUGGCUCACAGCAGCCAACCGGCAUUCUGCUCACGCUCGGGGCGACCCGGCUUCAUUCCGCCCUCAAUGCUGGGGUUUUUCCGUUCUCCGUGCGCGCAUUCAGUCAAGGGCAGUGUAUGAAUGCGAGUUUCUAAUCCCCAAGAGGGCUUUUCGGUUUCUUUGAAUGUAGGCUGGAUUUCCUAUGUGGAGAACAGAUUGUCGGGGAUUAAGCGGCGCUGCGUGAAGUACAUACACCAAGGACACAGGUCCGGUAGCGUCGUAAAGCAGAACUGAUGCUGGAUGAAGAGAGAGAGAGAAACAGAGAGACAGAGAUCGAGAUAGAGAGAUCAUCAUCUGCCUUCUGAAGGAUGCGUACGAGGUAUCCGAGCGAGCUGCGAUUGGAUAUUUGAUAUAAUAAAGCAGCACUUAACGUGCCAUCGGAUCCGCUCGACUGACCUCCUUUUCUUUUAAAGCCACUAACCUGACAGUGCAAAAAAAGUAUAAAUAAAUGAUGAAUUCUGCACAACGGACCAUGAAUAAAAGGCGGCCUGGUUGUGCAUCCCUGGAUUGUUGGAUUUCAGACUGAGCUUCAGGAGGACACAUGCAGCGAGUUCCUGUAUGACCUGCUGCUAUAGUCAGUCCUGAAACAUAUUAAGGCACUUGAGGCAACCUUGAGGAUUUCAGUCCAAGACCAAGUCUCUUUGUAUGCAGUGAAGAUUAUUAACACUCAGGAAUUUCUGCCAGGAAUAUAUAUAUAUAUAUAUAUCCUAAUCUGCACAUUUACAGUCUGCUUUCAGUGGAUUUGUGCUGCAUGUUUGAGUGGCAUUUUAAUGAAUUAUUUACCUGGCACCCGGUUUUAGUUGAGUAGGAUGGUGAAGUAAAGCUCUGGACUUUUGAUUGUUGGAUAUCUUUUAUUUUUAUUUAUUUAUUUAUUUAUUUUAGUUUUAUAUCUGACUGAAUCAGUGCUUAUCCUGCUGAGUUUGAAUUGCCUUACAGCUGAACAGUUUGAUACAUUUUUUUAAAUCAGAUUUACAAAACAUGCACAUGAUGAACAAGAGCAAGAAACAAACUGCUAUGAAUUGCUGUACUGAGCCAGUCAAUUAGUUAGUCCUAAGUACGACUUUCAGCCAUGUGGUCACUACCUCUCCUUCGUUACACCGAUGUUCCACCACGAGUGACAGAGAGCUUCAUUUUGUCAGGUUACCGCUUCCCUGACUACAGCCUCCUACAGUGCCUGGUCUCGGCAUUCCGUCCUACCAAUGAGACCGGAAACUUCUGGACUCACUUCCUCCCGAUAUUUAUCUUCGGCUUUCAGUUUAUAGAGAUAUUUGAGUGGGAAGGAGCCCCGGCCCCUGGGGAGCCCUUCUUUUACCCAGCCUGGAACUAUUUCUUUGGGGUUCUCUAUCUGCUGCUGGCCAGCAGUAUGGCUCAUCUCCUCAACUCCAUGUCACUGAUCAUCAGAGAGAUCUGCUUCUUUGUGGAUUAUGGAACCAUCAGUGCUUAUACCGUUGGCUCUUCUUUGGCUUACUAUUACUACAUUUACCCACAGGCAGGGAUACCAAUGACUGGGCUUGGGACACCGAAUGUAUCAGAGACACAGUCAAAGAAGGAAGAGGAGUCUCCCUUGGCUCCAUCUUCAAACUCUUUUUUCUCUCUCCUGCAUUUCCACCCAUUUUUUGAUAGCUUGUACAUCCCCUGCUCCUGCCUGGUGGCCAUCGUCUGUGUGUUAAUCUGUUGCAACACCAGACAGCAGUGGAGGAAGUACCGCUAUGCUGUGCGCACCUUCGUUUUCCUUCUGCCCUUCUUCAUUUCAUCCACACCAAUUUUCUAUCGGCUCCUCAGCCCGUCACCGUAUCCUCCUUCCUGUCAGAUGUCUUCUUCUUACCCAUCACCUACAAUGGCCACCUUCUUCUAUCGCCACUGCUUCUGGCUGGUGGUGUCUGCAGCCUUUAACAUUAGCAAGAUCCCAGAACGUUUUUAUCCAGGAAAGUUUGACAUCUGGGGGCACAGUCAUCAGUGGUUCCACUGCUGCACCUUUCUCUCCAUCCUUGAUGAACUCCAUAUGAUCAAGGUAGAGAUCCGAGCCCUGCUGCUUCACCCUUCCUUGGUUAUAGCACCCACCACAAUUCCCCACCUUCCUGGCCCGACUAUCUUCUCCACCUUUGGGCUGAUGCUGCUGCUACAGGGGUGUAUAGCUUCUAUUAUUGUAUGGUUUGGGUGGUGUGCACACCAGAUUUAUGGUCCUGUGCAGAAAGGCCUAAAGGCACACUGAGUGGAGCCAAGCCAGAAACUCCAAUGUGUUUGGUCUGACAGAAUUAUUGUGACAUUGUUGCUGACAGUACCCAUUAUUUAAUCACACAGGACAAGAUUAAUUAUUUCAUUUACCAUUUAUUACCCUGGAAUGCUACAGUUGUGGCCACUACGCACAAUUCAAUAUUGAUAUGGGGAUGGCGUGGCUAUUUUUCUUACCACGUUAGCACUUACAGAGCGUUUAAGAAUCAGCAGAUAAUUCAAUCCUAAGGGGAUUCACCAAACAAACAAGCAUGUAAGUCUUUCCGAGUCUCCUAGGGGGACUUGCUGAUUCUCUUUGCUGGUAUGUUUUACACAUACACACGCACACAUAUGCACUUCCUCCCCUUUUUAAAACAGGAAGUAAAGGAGACGAAAAACUUCAACCAUAGUCUUUUAGCACAGAGGAAAUGAGAGCAUGCGGCUUUAGUGUUGAUGCAAAAUGUACUCGAACAGUGCACAAUUUUAACCCCAUGGUUUAAUGCAGCUAUACUUCAACCUGCUCUCUCUGCACUGAAACUGAAAGCUGAAUAAUGCUAAAAAGUAAUGUUAAAAAAUGCUACUGUUAAUAUAAAAAAAAUCAUAUACUACUGAAUAAGGAUCAAGAUAAAAUCUCUGCUUAUUUAAUAUUGUAACCUAUGCAUGGCUCUUGAUUGUACUUUUAGGUGCAUUGUUUAAAUUAGGAGAAGAAGGGAUGUGGUGAGCAUGGAGAUUUAUAAGUUCAGAUGAAGAAAAAGAAGCCAUAACAUAGUUUCGUAGACAUAUCAACAUGAUUUUUAGCAGGGUUUCCCAUUGGUGAGCUGAAUUUGCACAUAAUCAACCAGUUACUUUCGGAAAUAGUGCACUAAAGGGCAUUUCAGUGAUUACGAGUGCUUUGCUUGUUGUUUACUUAAUUACAAAUCCAUUAUUAAUGUUACAUUACUCCUUUGUAGACAACAAUCUCCCUAGUUCUACCAGUGCCCUUCUUUCCAUCACUUACCUCUUGCAGCUGGUUCUGAAUAUUACUUGAACCCAAAAGAAAGCGUAAAAUAUACCACUGUGACAAACAAGUGCUUAGAUGUCAAUGCUAGACUUGUUUCGGCCUGUGUACAGUAAUAAUUCCUUGGCAGGAGUGCACAUCUAAGAUUAGAUUCCCUUCUUACAUCCUUCUCAUUGUCAGUACAUGUAUGUAGGGAAAAAAGACUCGAACUGAAAUGCUUCCUGAAUGCAGGCCUUGGUGCAUAUAAUCUCUCCCCACUCGGUACACAGUUACUGCAUGCUACUCAGCAUUCUGUCAUAAAUCUGUCAUUACAAAAUCUAAUGCUGUGUUAUGUCUGGCUAAAACGUCAGUGAUACCUUUAUGAUAGACUGUAGAGAGAAGCCUUGCCAGUAACGGUUACUAUGAGUACAUUUUCACAGUUUAAAAGACUAAUGUUUAUAAAAUAGAAUAUAAGUUAACAAUGUGUGUAAAUCUUAAUUCUGAAUGUGCCUGCUAUAUUUGCUUCAUUCAUUUAUGACUCAAUAAUGAGUCAGUGGUGAGUGAGGCAUUUCUGUUGUGCAGUGGAAUAUUUUGCCUCUAUUGGCUUUCACUUAUUGGGAUUUUCUAUGUAUAUGGUGCAUGGAAUAAAUCAUGACGGGGUGUGCUGUUAUAGGAAAAUAAUCAACGCCGGGGUGGUAUGAAGUGGAGCGCUGUUACCACCCCUAAGCUGAAUAUUUUCCAAUAAAGCAUGUUCUGAAGUGUUUUAUACCUCUUAUACCACAGCGGUUGUCUAAUGAUUAAUGGCAACUUAUGUUAUAGUAUGUUACAGUGUUCAACCAUACAAGACCCUGUUACUAUAGAAAUGAUGACAAAUUAGAACAAGUUCAUUAAAAUAAACCCAUCAUUUGAAUUACAGCAGGCGCUUUUGUCAUAGCCCUGCUGUUAUAGAAAAUUGAUCAACACUUUCCGACCAAUCAGAUUCAAGAAUUCAAGAAAGCGCUGUGGUAUAUGUGUCAUUAUAUAAUGGUCUGUCCUAUUUCAGUAGACAUUUCAUAUCCUCCUAGUUUAGGUUAUACCAUACUUCAUGAAUCCAAUGUUAUUUAUAGUACAUUUAUGAUUAAAGUAUGUCUAUACUGUGAGGAAAUGCCAUGAUAAACACAAAUUUGUUAUGUAUCACAAAAUGUGUGGUAGCACCAGCUUUGUGUAUAGACUUCAUUAUGCUAACUCUUCAAGAAUAUACUUUUGCUUAGAAAGCCUACUGUCCUUUCCCACAAUAAUAUUGCUAGUUAAUAUAUGUAAUAUAUUGUGAAGAAUAUGAUUUAGCAUCUGGUGCAAGUGUGUGUGCAUCCAACUUCAAUGUUAACCCUCGUUCUGCAAUCUAUUUAACAUGACAGAAAGACCUCAUUCUUAAAACAUGUGAAAAUAAUGCAGCUGAAACAGAAUAGAAUUAGUGUUAAUAUGUUUGUAUCAAUUCCAUCCUAAUGUUACCACUACAGACAUAUAUAAUACUCUGUAGGGAAAUCUAGAUAGUGCGUACAUUACAUUAGAUGAUUAUAGAUGUGUAAUAGUCAUUUAUAAAGGUGUCUGGUAUAAAGUGAUUUGACCUGACAGAUGCAGUUACAGAACCACUAGACUCGACCAGUCCUAGUUCUCAGGGUUAAACAAAAAGGCAGGAUUAUGAUCUGACGUUCCCGGACACGCUAUGCUUUAUGACUGAUUUUGAUUCAGUCUUAUUUAUGAUUUACAUAUGUAGAUCAUUCUACUUCUAUCUUAAUGACUGAGAUAUAGUUAUUCAACUAUAGAUUAAGAGUUAAUAUAAUUGUAUGAAUAGCUUGUUAUUCCUUUUUACUGUAAUCAAAGACUAUUAUUAGAAAUUAAUAAAUUUAACUUCCUGGAUCAACAA
This is a messenger RNA of Ictalurus punctatus (channel catfish), 6723 nucleotides long. RefSeq names its product progestin and adipoQ receptor family member 9 (gene paqr9). The transcript has 2 exons. Gene Ontology annotation, molecular function: signaling receptor activity. Lineage: Eukaryota; Metazoa; Chordata; Actinopteri; Siluriformes; Ictaluridae. The coding region runs from base 2703 to 3845 and encodes 380 amino acids. Gene Ontology annotation, cellular component: membrane. The record is from RefSeq and is a predicted model, not a curated record.